This is a messenger RNA of Siniperca chuatsi (mandarin fish), 6492 nucleotides long. It is a transcript of the gene tmem63c, whose product is annotated as transmembrane protein 63C. The record is from RefSeq and is a predicted model, not a curated record. Bases 404 to 2935 code for a protein of 843 amino acids. Gene Ontology annotation, molecular function: calcium-activated cation channel activity. The transcript has 23 exons. Gene Ontology annotation, cellular component: plasma membrane. NCBI's taxonomy places the organism in Eukaryota, Metazoa, Chordata, Actinopteri, Centrarchiformes, Sinipercidae.
CGGCUUGGCAGACUGAUUCAGGGAUGAGGAAGAGAGAAAUGAGCAGAGGGAAAGGAUUAUAAAGACUUCAGAUUUGCAGAAUUCAGUAAGCUGGAAAGGAAAUGGAUACCAUGGGAUAACUGUGAGCAUGUUUGAGUGUUUAUAUAUGAGGGGUGAGACAGAAAGAGAAUAUCCAUGGAGUCUCAUGGUUAAACUGCUGAGUCAUGCUGUGACGUUUGUCCAAAUGUUGUGUGAAACCACACCAUAGUCAGCCUGUAUCCUUCAGCAUCCUGCUCUGUUCUGGAGGUGGAGAGAAAGAGUUUCACUGUUAGCAUCAGCAGCCGACAGCAUUCAAAGUGAACGACUCGUCUGAUGCAGGAAGAAGAACAGCUCAAUGAGCCGAUAAAGGUAUAGUCCAGUGCUGAUGGCGCACUCUGAGCAGUUUGUAACGAGAGCGCCCCCUGUGGAAGGGGGAGCUGUGGAGCUGGAUGUUCUGAGCUUCCUGGACUCAUUUGGGGAAGAAAACAGCACUGUUGAGAGAUGUUAUCACGCCCACUCCCGCAGCAGCGUCCUCCAGGGUCUGCCGUUUGGAGGGGUGCCCACGGUCCUCGCCAUCAAUGUGGUGCUCUGGAUGUUCCUGUUGCUCAUCUUCUCCUGUCUGAGGAAGGCUGCAUGGGACUAUGGCCGCCUGGCUCUGCUGAUGGAGAAUGACAGUCUCACAUCCCUGUUUUAUGGAGAGCCAAGUGAGAAAGAGAAGUCUCCGUCAGAGUCCAGCCCCUCCGACUCUGAGACCAAGGACAUGGGCUUCUGCUCGUGGCUCUCAUCACUUUACCAUAUGAAGGAUGAAGAGAUCCGUAGCAAAUGCGGCAUUGACGCCGUCACAUACCUGUCCUUCCAGCGCCACAUCAUCCUGCUCAUGACAGUGGUUUGCCUGCUGUCUUUGGCUGUAAUCCUGCCGGUCAACUUUUCCGGGAACCUCCUGGGAGACAGUCCUGAAAACUUUGGAAGAACAACACUGGCUAAUGUUAGCUCGAAGGACAGCUUUCUGUGGCUCCACAGCAUCUUGGCUCUGGUCUACUUCAUCAUCACGUUGCUGUGUAUGGUUCACCACUCCAUACGGCUGGAGUACAGAGAAGAUGAGAAGGUGGCCAGGACACUGAUGAUUACCUCCAUACCAAGAGAGAUCUCUGACCCAGGACUCAUCACCAAACACUUCCAUGAGGCCUACCCCAGCUGUACUGUCACUGAUAUCCGUCUCUGCUUUGAUGUCCACAAGCUGAUGAGGCUGGACUUAGAAAGGCGCAAGGCAAUGAAAGGCAGGCUGUAUUUUGCCACAAAGGCCCAAAAGGAGGGGAAGAUCAUGAUCAAGACCCAUCCAUGUGCCCAGAUAUUUUGCUGCGACAUCUGUGGCUUUGAGAAGGUGGAUGCAGAACAGUACUACAGCGAGUUAGAAGAAAAGUGGACAGACGAGUUUAAUGCUGAGAAGAACCGCAUCUCCAUGAAGAGGCUGGGCAUUGCCUUUGUGACUUUCCGCGAUGAGAGGAUGACUGCUGUCAUUGUGAAGGACUACAGCCGUGUGCGCUGCCGUCGCAGACCCCAACAGUCCAGCAUCACCACUGUGGUGCAGUCGCACAAAUGGGGGAUCGGCUACGCACCUGCUCCCAGUGACAUCAUCUGGGAAAACCUGUCAGUGUGUGGAUCUCGCUGGUGGCUCCGCUGUGUCCUCCUCAACAUCCUCCUCUUCCUGCUGCUCUUCUUCCUAACCACUCCUGCCAUCAUCGUCAACACAAUGGACAAGUUCAACGUCACAAGGCCUGUGGAGAGUCUGCAGAGCCCAGUCAUUACCCAGUUCUUACCGACCCUCCUGCUGUGGGCGUUUUCGGUGCUCCUGCCCUUCAUCGUCUACUACUCAGCCUUCUUUGAGUCCCACUGGACCAGGUCUGGUGAGAACCAAGUAACGAUGCAUAAGUGUUUUUUACUGCUGGUCUUCAUGGUCAUCCUCCUGCCCUCGCUUGGUCUGUCCAGUCUGGACCUGUUCUUCACAUGGCUCUUUGAUGUCAACUUCCUAGAUGAGAAGGAUGUCAAAUUCCAGUGCGUGUUUCUUCCUGACAAUGGUGCAUUCUUUGUAAACUAUGUGAUUACAUCCAGUCUGAUUGGCACAUCUAUGGAGCUGCUUCGCAUCCCGGCACUGACGGUGUAUGCCCUCCGCCUCUGCUUUGCCAAGUCCCAGGCUGAGCGCAUUCAUGUCAAACGGAGUCAGGCCUAUGAGUUUCAGUUUGGCCUGGAGUACGCCUGGACCAUGUGUAUCUUUGCAGUCAGUAUGACCUACAGCAUCACAUGUCCCAUUAUUACGCCCUUUGGUCUGCUCUAUGUGAUCCUGAAGCACAUGGUUGACCGAUACAACAUCUACUAUGCAUACAUUCCCACCAAACUCAGCCAGCGGAUCCACAGAGCAGCCAUCAGCCAGGUCAUCGUGGCUCCCAUCCUCUGCAUGUUCUGGCUGCUCUUCUUCUCUAUGCUUAGAUUAGGUCCAGUGCACCCCAUCACCCUCUUCACCUUAGUGUCCCUGCUCUCCUCUACUGCCUUUUCCCUCUUCCGCUUGUGCCUUAGGAAGCAACCAGACAAGUCAAUGAGCUACCAGAUGUCUGAUCAGCCAGCAGAGGGGACGUUCACUGAUGCAGACAGGAGUACUGUAACAUCCACCACUGCCUCCAGUCUGUUUGUGGCAUCCGUGCUGCUGGAGCCAGAGCUGGCUUUGACUCCCAUGCCCUCCCCGGCCCACCAUAGCUACGGCGCCAUGGCCAGCUCCCAGAGUUCAAGCCAUGGCCCGGUGGAGGAAGAGGAGUGUGAGGAAGACCACGCCCAUACCCAUGAGACUGAGCUACAAGACCCCCCAGAUCCCCCAGACCCCUACUGCUCCAGCCCACUCAUGGACAGCCCCGUGAGCUACCAGUAACACCAAAUCCCCCAAGCUGAUUCCACGUGUCCUUCACCUGGGGUACACAGAUUGCUAAAUGCCGCAAUGCUGCGUUUUCGCCACUGACCUCAGACUCCAACUUAGCUGCCUCAGACCCUGAGACUAGACUGUGCUUGUUAGAAAGGAUGAAGAACCCCAAAAGGAAAGAAGCUUAAGAACAUAGGAGCAGGAUCCAUAAAAACAUCACUAUAAAUAUAUAGACAGCAGUUUGCCAAAACAUCUCUUGAACCUGUCUUAUGGAUACAGACGUCAAUCUCAACAGAAGAUACAUCCACCCUAAAUGUAUAGAUUAUUUUAGUUAAACUAUUGGAUGCUCCAUGAAAGGGAUUCCAUCUUCUUCUGUGGCUUCAUUUGCAAGUUAAAAAGGUUAAAAGUAAUGAAAGUGACUGGGAUGGAAUUGCCUUUGGGUUGCUAUCAGAGAUUCUCUGUCCAUGCUGUGCCACUUGAACAUGAGUGGAGGUGAAAGAGUGGGUGGUGUGAGCAGGCUUGCCCCGGCAGACUGACAGAGUGGUCUGGGCACGGGUGAUAUCUGGCUCCUUGGCAGCAGAGUUUGGGAAGGCUGAGGGUGAGGGCAGCUAGUUGUGAAGCCAUCUGCAGUGAGAGAGCACACAGACGGAGGUCUGAAUGUAACUCAGAGAUGUACUGUAAUAUAUGUACACUCUCUCCAAGGAGGCACAAGCAGCUUGACUGUACCUGAAGCUUGUUGUAACUAUUAUCAAUUUAAGGUUGCUAUUUUUGCUACAGUAUUUUUGGCGUCAUUGAUAUUGUGCUUUGGGUUGGGGGCGGGGGCCACUGGAGAUUGGCCAAGGAUUUGCAGAGCUGUCCCAUCUUAACCAGAGUAUUCCCUUAUUAUGCUGUUUGGACUGUGUGUGUGAACCAACUCGAUAUUUAUGUAUUUAUUUUAAAGGAAUAGUUCAACAUUUUGCAUAAGCUAUUCGCUUUCUUGCUUAGAGUUAUAUGAGAAGAUCAAUACCACUCUCAUGUCUGUACAGUAAAUAUGAAGCUACAGCCAGCAGCCGGUUAGACUGCAAACACUAUUUUUUCUACAUUGGUUUUUCUAUGGAUUUAAACAAAUUAGAUAUAGCAUGUUAAUUAGUGUGCUUUAAAGGUGCUGGAUAGUGGCUUUUGGACAGAGCCAGGCUAGCUGUUUCCCCCUGCUUUAUGCUAAGUUAAGCUAAAGGGCUGCUGGCAGUAGCUUUAUAUUUAGCAGACACAUGUAAGCGUGAUAUCAGUCUUCUCAUCUAACUCUUGGCAAGAAAGCAAAUAGGUUUCUUUACCAAAAUGUAGAACUAUUCCUUUAAGUUGUACAAGGUAUGGGAAAAUUAGAAGCACAUCCUGGAAUUACAACAUUUUGAAAAUAUGCCAUGUAGUCUACUUUCUCUCAUUGCAAGACAAUAUACAAAUCAAUAUAGAAAUCUCUUGAAGAAUUUAUUCAUUUAGCUAAUUAUGUGAAAUACUGAAAGUAACUACACCCUCUGUUACUACUAAAGUCAUUAUAUUUAUUAUGAUUAUUUGUUACCAUAAAGGCUCUAAAUCACUACCAAAAGCACUACCAUACUGUAACAUUAUUUCAAUUACAUUAACCUAUUCAGUGUGACACUCCACUGCAUGCUGACUACUGUAUGUUGUAUAAAUGAGGUAUGCAUUCAUAUCCUUAUCCUUAAGGUCAAGUUUCACACGUGCUAAUCUCAUUGGUUCACAGUCAGUCUGUGUGUUUGCAAGUUUUGUAUUUUGGGGUUAUUUUUAUUUCCUCAUGGUGGGAUGAAAGCUUUCCCCAUGAAACUGAAUGUAAACUGAUUGUAGUUCAUUAUUCAUGUCUCUUGCUGUGCCUUGAACAAACACUCCCUUUCGUGUCACAAUACAGCAUGGCCUGAAAUAUGCUGCAUGGACUGAAAACUAAAGAGCCGUGAAACAGUCAAGAGAUGAAAACACAACAACAACAAACACAAAAACUCAACAACCCAGAGUAGUGAUUUUCAUUCAGCAGUCAAUGUCAGCAGACAAGCAGUGAGCUCAUUCCACCACCAAAUAUUGACAAAACAAUAUUCACUCAAGGUCCACUUGCUACCUUUUUCUGGAGCUUUCGACCAUAUCACAUGGUCUUCAUCAGCAGAUUAGUUCAAUUCAGUUGUCAUGAGACUGUAGAUGUUCAAACUUGCCACUAUUCUGUGCAUUUGUAGGACCAUGUUGGCUUAAAUGUUGAGCUUUAUAGUUCAUUCUUGACCUUGGAAACAUGUUGAGAAAACAGUCUCCACUCAAGGUCCAUUUACUUGCUUUUUCUGGAUCUUUUAAGAAUAAAAUAUAAUGGUCAACACUGACAUGGAGAAAUCCUAAAGAUGCCCAGAAUAAUAGAAAGAUUGAACGUCUUAAGAUCAAUGACAACUGAGCAAACCUCAUCUGCUGAUGAAGACCAUGUGAUAUGAUCAAAAGCUCUGGAACAAGCAAGUAAGUGGACCUUGAGUAGUGAUUUUUUUAUCAAGGUCAAGAACUGUCAAGCCCAACACUAAGCUAACUUACUGUGUGUCUUUACGUCACAGCAGUUCUGUCGCCGAUGUUUUGUAUUGUGGCUUUGACGGUGCCUUUUUGUUGAUUUCAAUCAAUAUCUUUUCAGUUCUCAGCUGCUGUAUUCUUUGAUAAUAUAGAUCAUAUAAGAUGUAUGGCCAAGUUCGCUGUAGAGGAUAAAAAAUCAUUUAGUGUCAUUCCCUUUUCUAUGAUUUGUCUUUAGGUCAUUUUAAUUUCAACACUUGCCAGUGACAGCACCUACAGUCGUUCAGUAGAGUGAAUUUUAGUGUGUUCUGUAUGAGGGUUUAUUAUAGUUUUAAUCAUAUAAAAUCAUAGGCCUGUGAUCUGAAAUUGUUUUGUUUUUUUCAGUUGUAAAUUGAUAGUAUAUUAUUGCAUAAAAUGAAUUAUAUUUGCUCCAUUUUACAAGGAAUCUAAUUCUAGUUCCUCAUGCUGUAUAAAACAGAUGAAAGCUGGUAGCAGAGAGAGUAUGAAGUGGUCAGUGCAGAGAAUCAUGAAGUAACAUCUAUUUGGGAAAAAAAAACAUCAAAGAGCAUCUCAAAAUGUCUGUCUCUGAACUGCCAACAUGUCCUGUGGGUUUCUCUUGCAGAAGCUUGUUUCACAGAUAAUUAAACAUACUUUCCUUUGAAAAAUACAAAAUAAAUCUUAUUAGGGUAUUCUUAGCUCUAAUGGCCGUGCAAGGAGGGAUUGUCCAUUUUCAUGCUUAACUAGUUUUAUUGGAUCCUGUCAUGUCUGUUCAUAUACUGUUGGCUUGGCCAUCCAAGGUCUAUUUGGAGGCACAUUAGCUUUCCAGACAUGUCCACUGUUUUUUGCUCUUGGUUAUGAAAUGUGUGUAUCAUAAGUACUUUAUUUUCAUAUGUGACCAGCCUGUCGUAAAUGUGGGUUGUUAUAUCUCCAAGAAGUUAAGGUUAAGGGACAGACUGCAUUUGAGAUUGAUCUCUAUCAGGCUAACAAGUUUUCAUCUGUCAAAAGUGAAGUGCUGUGAUCUGAAAUUAAAAUUAAUUCAGCUCAAUCCA